Molecule: messenger RNA, 1426 nt
Organism: Protopterus annectens (West African lungfish)
Lineage: Eukaryota; Metazoa; Chordata; Ceratodontiformes; Protopteridae
Product: T-lymphocyte surface antigen Ly-9-like
Exons: 5
Coding region: 44-874 (276 amino acids)
Source: RefSeq, a predicted model, not a curated record
UUACAGCAGCAUUAAGGAAGUAGCAUGCAUUGCUGAAUAGCAGAUGGUCUCUUUUUUAAAUUAUAUUUCAGUCAAGUUUCAGAAAACAAAUGUAACAACAGCUAUGGUGUAUUUCUUCUCCUUAAGAGACGCUUUUUUUCUAUUGUUCUUUACAGUAGAGAUCAGCAUCUCAGGUACCGCAGAAGUACAAACACUUUAUGCACCACUGAAUGAAUCUGUCACAAUAGAAUGGAAAAUAAAAGAACAAGAAACCCAACAUGAAAAGGAGUGGACUUGGACUAAGACUGUGGGAGGGACUUCAAUUACAUUAGCAAAGAUUGAUGACCAAGGAAAGGACAAAUACCCUUUUGCACAGCAAUUCAAAGGCAGACUAAAGAUGCAUCCAAAUGGGUCCUUGACAAUAAGUGGGCUAUUAUACAUUGAUUCUGGGAGAUAUCAGCAAGCCAUGAUAUUAAUUGAGAAGGAACAGCAAUCACACUUCUUGGAUCUCAUCAUCAUUAAAAAAAUAACUAAAAUAAAGAUAAGCCCCAUCAGUAACUCCACUUCAAAUAACAUAUGUAACCUUACACUGAGGUGCAUUGCAGAAGAUGGCUCUAAUGUCACCUAUUUAUGGAGAGUUCCUAAAAACAAUCCCUCAUUUUACAGUGGAGCCAACCUGCAUGUUAACGUGCCCGUGACCGAUGAAGGGACGUUGAUUUCUUGCAAAGCUAGCAAUCCCAUCAAUAGCAAAAUGAAUCAGUUUAAUACAACAGAGAUUUGUGGAUUACCAAAUAAUGGUAAUUCUGACAUAUGGGACAUGAUUCGACUUAUUGUUGGGGGCUGUAUUUGCCUUUUUGCUUUCACAGGAAUUAUCAUUUGUGAGACCUGCAUAUAAAAAAAAAUAAGCAAUAAAACCACAAUCUUCAAAGGAUAAAGGAACCACUAACCGAAAAACUAACCAGCUUUUGCCAUCCUUGGAGGAUACAGAAAUGACUAGAAGCCCCUUAACAGAAAUGGACAUAAUUUAGAAAAUAUUUGCAAUGCUUUCAAGUGAAGAGAACUUCAGCAUUGUCGUUGCAUGUUAUUCCUCAUGAAACCUGAAAUUUGUAAAAGACUUGUCACAAACUAAAAACAUUAGGCAGCUUUUACCACCCUCGGAGCAUGCAGAGAUAACUGGCAAGACUUCGUCAGAGACGGACUUACACUGGAAAACAUUUGCAAUGUUGCCAGUGAUGAGAAUUGUAAUAUUUUCCUUUCAUGUUACUCAGUGUUAAGCUUCAGCAUGUUCUUCAUAACAGUACUUUAUUUUGACACUUUAGGAAAAAUAUUACAGUUCUAAAUAUACAUUGCUGUGCUGUGUUCAUAAUUAUGAAUCUUCUUCUGGCUUUUUCCCGGUUAGGGGUCGCCACAGCAGAUCACCUUGUCCGCACAUUGAAUGGCAGUGGAG